Molecule: messenger RNA, 759 nt
Organism: Phytophthora sojae
Lineage: Eukaryota; Oomycota; Peronosporomycetes; Peronosporales; Peronosporaceae
Exons: 1
Source: RefSeq, a predicted model, not a curated record
AAGCAUAGGAGGAAGUCCAAGAAGAUCGUCUCAUCCAGCACCACCACAAAGAAAUCGCGCGGCUGGGGGCCCUUCCAGUCCGUGCUCAAGGAGAGAUCCGUCGACUUCAACCUAACGCUCGACGUGCAGAACCUGCAGCAGCAAGUGCGGGACCUCACCACCCUCCGAGACGUGCUCAGUACCAGAACAAUGCCGCGGCGUUACUCGCCCGAAGGCUCGCUGUUCCACGUGGUGAAGGAGUAUUUUCACGUGUUUAGGACGGGCUGGGCCGUGCAGGAGGUCGGACGUAAGAGGCGGAUGGGAGAGCAGGACCAGAGGCAGUUCCUGCACAGCGUCAUGGACCCGGAGGUGGACGUGGACAACGGUCUGCGAGGCCUGGACGUCAUGGCCGAGCAGAUCCUCAUGUACUCGACUUUCAUCCGGUUCAUUCGAACAACGCUGCAAUCGUCCGAGAUCGUGACGGCUGAGGACUCGGUCAUCAUCAAAACGCAAGGGACGCUGAGGUUUCAGGUGUCGAGGAACACGAUCGAGAGGAUUUUCCCUCAUAUUAUUGGUGACGAAUGCCUGGUGGCGCAGUUGGUGGGGCAGGAGGUGGAGCCUUCCAUCAGCCUCACGUUCUUCUUCAACUCGGACGGCAAGUGCUGCCGAUACGAAAUGGAUCUCGACUAUGUGGACACUUUUGCGAGUAUAGUCAAGGACGCAGAGAAGCUGGAGAUGUUGCUUGGGAGAGCGCUGAUCGCCGAGAACUGCAUGUUUGGC